Messenger RNA from Mirounga angustirostris (Northern elephant seal), 3458 nucleotides. It is a transcript of the gene RAF1, whose product is annotated as Raf-1 proto-oncogene, serine/threonine kinase. The record is from RefSeq and is a predicted model, not a curated record. The transcript is spliced from 20 exons. Bases 555 to 2561 code for a protein of 668 amino acids. Gene Ontology annotation, molecular function: ATP binding; protein kinase activity. Gene Ontology annotation, biological process: Ras protein signal transduction; protein phosphorylation. Gene Ontology annotation, cellular component: cytoplasm. Lineage: Eukaryota; Metazoa; Chordata; Mammalia; Carnivora; Phocidae.
CGGUGGCGCCGCAGGUCGGGAGGAGGAGCACCGAGUGGAGGGCUCGUUUGCCGGGGCCGCCCGAGAGUCUCUUCGUCGCGGGCGUUGGGGCCGCCAUCUUAGAUGGCGGGAGUAAGACGAGGGCGAGCGUGAGACAGGAAGGCUUUCCUGCCGCUCUCCUUGGGCCCGGAAGAGGGCCAGCUGGCCCGGCUUUGGGGCGUGUGCCCCGAGGCGCGGAGCGCGAGUGCGACGAUGCGGGGACUGCCUGGGGCCCCGUCCCCUGGGCUAGGGACGCGCCGAAUGUGACCGCCUCCCGCUCCCUCACCCGCCGCGGGGAGGAGGAGCGGACCAGACGCCGCCGCCGGACGACGGGACACGGAGGCGGCUCGGCUCCUUCAGUAAUCUCUACACCCAACGUGGGGCUCGAAUUUACAACCUGGAGAUCAAGAGUCGCGUGCUCUACCGACUGAGCCAGCCAGGUCUUAAUCUAGUUUCAGGUGUACAGCACAGUGAAUGGACAUUUAUAUACAUUACAAAAUGUUUACCAUGGUUUAAGUAUUGUGUAAGCUGCAUCAAUGGAGCACAUACAGGGGGCCUGGAAGACGAUCAGCAACGGUUUUGGAUUCAAAGACACAGUGUUUGACGGCCCCAGCUGCAUCUCCCCUACAAUAGUUCAGCCGUUUGGCUUUCAGCGUCGGGCAUCAGAUGAUGGCAAACUUACGGACUCGUCUAAGACAAGCAACACUAUCCGUGUUUUCUUGCCAAACAAGCAAAGAACAGUGGUCAAUGUGCGGAAUGGAAUGAGCUUGCAUGAUUGCCUUAUGAAAGCGCUCAAGGUGAGGGGCCUACAGCCGGAGUGCUGUGCCGUGUUCAGACUUCUCCAUGAACAUAAAGGUAAAAAAGCACGUUUAGAUUGGAAUACUGAUGCCGCCUCAUUGAUUGGAGAAGAACUUCAAGUAGAUUUCCUGGAUCACGUUCCCCUUACAACACACAACUUUGCACGGAAGACCUUCCUGAAGCUUGCCUUCUGUGACAUCUGUCAGAAGUUCCUGCUAAAUGGAUUUCGUUGUCAGACUUGUGGCUACAAAUUUCACGAGCACUGUAGCACCAAAGUACCUACUAUGUGUGUGGACUGGAGUAAUAUCAGACAGCUCUUAUUGUUUCCAAAUUCUACUAUUGGUGAUAGUGGGGUCCCAGCACUGCCUUCUUUGACAAUGCGUCGGAUGCGAGAGUCUGUUUCUCGGAUGCCUGUUAGUUCCCAGCACAGAUACUCCACACCCCACGCCUUCACAUUCAACUCCUCCAGCCCUUCCUCUGAAGGUUCCCUCUCCCAGAGGCAGAGGUCGACGUCCACACCUAAUGUCCACAUGGUCAGCACCACCCUGCCUGUGGACAGCAGAAUGAUUGAGAAUAACAGCCUGAAUGCUUCUCCCAGGGCGUGGUCCAGACGAUUUUGUUUGAGGGGAAGAGAUGCAAUUCGAAGCCACAGUGAAUCAGCCUCACCUUCAGCCUUGUCCAGCAGCCCUAACAACCUGAGCCCAACAGGCUGGUCACAGCCCAAAACCCCUGUGCCAGCACAGAGAGAGCGGGCACCAGGAUCUGGGACCCAGGAGAAAAACAAAAUUAGGCCUCGUGGACAGAGAGAUUCAAGCUAUUACUGGGAAAUAGAAGCCAGUGAAGUGAUGCUGUCCACUCGGAUUGGGUCAGGCUCCUUUGGCACGGUGUAUAAGGGCAAGUGGCACGGAGAUGUUGCAGUAAAAAUCCUAAAGGUUGUCGACCCCACACCAGAGCAGUUCCAGGCCUUCAGGAACGAGGUGGCUGUCCUCCGCAAAACACGGCACGUGAACAUCCUGCUCUUCAUGGGGUACAUGACGAAGGAUAACCUGGCGAUUGUGACCCAGUGGUGCGAAGGCAGCAGCCUCUACAAACACCUGCAUGUCCAGGAGACUAAAUUCCAGAUGUUCCAGUUGAUUGACAUCGCCCGCCAGACUGCUCAGGGAAUGGACUAUUUGCAUGCUAAGAACAUCAUCCACAGAGACAUGAAAUCCAACAAUAUAUUUCUCCAUGAAGGCCUGACGGUGAAAAUUGGAGAUUUUGGUUUGGCAACAGUGAAGUCGCGCUGGAGCGGUUCUCAGCAGGUUGAACAACCCACUGGCUCUGUCUUGUGGAUGGCCCCUGAGGUGAUCCGAAUGCAGGAUAACAACCCGUUCAGCUUCCAGUCUGAUGUCUACUCGUACGGCAUUGUGCUCUAUGAGCUCAUGACGGGGGAGCUUCCUUACUCCCACAUCAAUAACCGCGAUCAGAUCAUCUUUAUGGUGGGCCGAGGGUAUGCCUCCCCAGACCUCAGUAAGCUCUAUAAGAACUGCCCCAAGGCGAUGAAGAGGCUCGUGGCCGACUGCGUCAAGAAGGUCAAGGAGGAGAGGCCUCUCUUCCCCCAGAUCCUGUCUUCCAUCGAGCUGCUCCAACACUCUCUGCCGAAGAUCAACCGGAGCGCUUCGGAGCCAUCCCUGCACCGGGCGGCCCACACUGAGGACAUCAACGCCUGCACACUGACCACGUCCCCUCGACUGCCUGUCUUCUAGCGGACUUUGCACCUGCACUCAGGCCGCCGGGGCGGGAAGGGAAGUCAGCAGGCACCAGCAGGCACCAGCUUUCGCUCCCCUUUGAUGGAGGCGGAGAGCUCGUUUUCAGAGAAGCUGCUGCUAAGGACCUUCUAGACUACUCAAGGGCCUUAACUUCAUGUUGCCUUCUUUUCUACCCUUUCUGGCCCUGGGAGAAGGAAGCCAUUGGAAACGCUGAUUUGUCCUGCGCCCUCCCUGCAGCCCCUGUGCUCCUGAGCCGAGAGCCUUCUCCAGAUGCGCCUGCGGCUGCCGGAUGCCAAUCCGUGAUCUGGGGCCCCAGCUGUUGGCUGAAUGAGUAUUUUUUUUUAGGGCAAAAACAAGCACUCAGAGGGGAAAUGAAGGUAGCAGACAAAUGAGCCCUGACGUGGACAUGUGGGUAUCCGCUCCUAGGGGAAUGCUUAUGGGAAGGACUGCUCUUCAGAGAGUGGUGUGGCGUCAGACACGGAGUUUUGCACAUAACACACCAAACAGCCCAGGACUGUCGAGAGACCACGGCCGCCUGAAGGGGCGUUGGUACUAGGGACCUUGACUUCUGGGGACACUUCCUCUCCUUGGAGGCCUCCAGGGCAUUGGGACGGUUUUCCAGAAGAGGCGCUCGGCCCACCCCUGCCCGUCUCCUCCUGCCCUGUCAGGGAGCAGUCUUCCAUCUCACUGAAUCUGUCUUCCAGGAGCUGCCCCUGUGGGGCGGGGCCGCCGGGCCAGCCUUUCUCUUCAGUCACAUCAUGCGGAUGCAAGGAAGCCAGGAAUACAGGUUUUCUUGAUGAUUUGGGUUUUAAUUUUGUUUUUAUUGCGCCUGACAAAAUACAGUUAUCUGAUGGUUCCUCAAUUAUGUUAUUUUAAUAAAAUAAAUUAAAUGUA